Messenger RNA from Ipomoea triloba (trilobed morning glory), 1641 nucleotides. RefSeq lists its product as uncharacterized. Lineage: Eukaryota; Viridiplantae; Streptophyta; Magnoliopsida; Solanales; Convolvulaceae. The record is from RefSeq and is a predicted model, not a curated record. The coding region runs from base 1 to 1641 and encodes 546 amino acids. The transcript is spliced from 4 exons.
AUGAAUGGUGUUCCUAGUGAAGCCAUCAAGCUGAGGCUGUUCCCCUUUUCCCUGAGAGAUCAAGCACAGAGUUGGUUGAAUUCCUUUCCAGCCAACCAUUUCAUUACCUGGGAACAGCUUCACAAAGCUUUCAUGCAGGAGUACUGUCCUCCUUCCAAGGCUGCCAAGUUAAAGAAACAGAUUCAGAAUUUUCAGCAGUUUGGCAAUGAAGAUCUUCCUGAGGCUUGGAAGAGAUUUAAGGAGUUGAGGAGGAAGUGCCCAAAGAAUUUGAUGACCUCAGAUACCUCAUCCUUUGGGGGUAUUUUCAUUGAUAUGGGACCGGCAGCUGGAGAGCAGUUGAUUGAGAGGAUCACCUCUAACAACACUUACUGGUACACUAAGGGGGAUGAUAUACCCAAGAGAGAGAAGCCAGCUGGGAUGUUCGAAGUUGAAGAAAAGAUGAUAGUACAGGCUCCUACUCAGAGUGUCCAGGCUGUUGCUCAGCCCCCACUGGUUCCACAGCCUUAUGUUCCUAAUCCUUAUUCAGUGCCACAGGUACCUCUUGUAGCCUGUUGUGAAAUUUGUGGUGGAAAUCAUGCAUCUCAUACAUGUUAUCUGUUAGACUCCGGUAGCCAAACCCCUCAGCCUAAUGUGGGGCAAGUUGAUCUCAUUAGUUAUUCUAGACCACAUGGCCAGGGGCAAGGUUAUGGGAACUAUCAACAGCAAGGAAGAAAUCAGUUUGUUCCCUCUUGGAACAAUCAGGGAAAUCAAGUGAGGAACAAUCCACCAGGAUUUCAAGGUAAUCAAGGGAAUAGGGGUGGAAACCAAGGAACUCAGUGGAGAAACAAUCAGAAUUUUGGGCAGAAUAGUCAGAAUCCAAAUCAAGGGCAGUUCCAGCAAAGGAAUCAGAAUUUCGGGAACAAUCAGGGUCAAGUAUUCUCUAGACCAUCUCAGGAUCUUGAUAUGCAGAAUCUCAUGAACACCAUGAUGGCUCAGAUGAGCAAACUGCCAGCAAGCAUAGAGAAUCCAAGGCACCAAGUGAAUGUAGUCACCACUAGAAGCGGAUUAGCUUUGAAGGAUCCCCCUUUUCCUUCGAAUGAUCGAGUGCCUAAGAAAGCUGAUAAGAAGGAUGAGGGCGUUCAGGUUGAGGAUGUUCUUGAUGAUAGUGAGGAGGAGCCUGUGAUUCAGAAAGAUAGUGCUAAAGGAAAAGCCCAUGUGCCAGAUGAGAGUGUUCCUAGCAAGAAGCCUGAGAGGAACAAGAAGGCAGGUGACUCGGUUAUACCUUGCAACCUGUUACCAUAUCCACAGAGGUUGUGGAGAUCAAAGGAGUCCGAUAGAGAGAGCAAGUUCCAUAAGAUGAUAGAUAAGCUGGAGAUCUACAUGCCUUUUGUUGAGGCAGUAACUCAGAUUCCAUUGUACAAGAAGUUUCUGAAGAAUAUUUUAGGCAAUAAGAAAAAGUCAGAGAAGAGUGCGGUGGUGGAUCUGAGCGAAGGAGCCUUGACCUAUGCAGUUCUUCAACAUAAACUACCUCCUAAGCUGAAAGAUCCAGGUAGUUUUGCCAUCCCUUGCAUCAUUGGUGGAUUUGUAGUUGGGGGUGCUCUAUGUGAUCUGGGUGCCAGUGUUAGUCUUAUGCCAUAUUCUUUAUCAGGGCCGUCCCAAUAA